Molecule: messenger RNA, 495 nt
Organism: Haemonchus placei
Lineage: Eukaryota; Metazoa; Nematoda; Chromadorea; Rhabditida; Trichostrongylidae
Source: the annotation of a GenBank genome assembly
AUGGAGCAAAAUUCAAAAAUUAUUUAUAAAAAUGGUUUAGUAAAAGUUGAUUCAGAGAAUGUCCUCGCGUGGGGUUACCUGGUAGUAGUGCUCAGUACGUACCUACUUGGCGCUUAUCCUGUGAACAUCAAAUUUGUUUGUGAUCUUAUAUUUAUGAAAUUCCUGUUUAACUAUUUCCAAAGGACAAACAGUUUCAGCCUUUUUUCCAGGGAACGGAGCCGUGAAACUGCUUUGAAAUGGAAGUUUGACCAGCUUAAUGCCAACAACAAUCAGGUUUUGGAGCGAAGUGAGUGGAAGCCUUACAAGAGUUUAAUAGUUCAAUGGAAGAAGGUGAAACAGUGCUCUAGAAGCUUCUUCAAAUCUUGUGACACAGACGCAAAUCGCAAGUUGACCUUGGAAGAAUGGAAGAAAUGCUUUACUCCAAUUCUUCGAAAAACGCCGCCUCUACGACCUGACCAACUUAAUCCCUUUCUGUACAUUUUGAAAGGCGAAUAA